AUGUCCCAAUCCUCGAUCUCCCCGCCGGAGGACGACCUCAAGGCUGCUCUCCAUGCUCUCCGCGCAGGACAUCCCAGCCUCGGUGCCGCAAAAUUACACGCGCAACUACUCACGCAGCACCCGUAUUGGACUGUCAGCGAGAAACGCACGCGCAAAAUCCUCCAGCAGGAGGGCCUCGUACUCUCGUCCGUGACCUCGCAGAACCAGGGACAUGGGCAACCCGCGCUGAAAGGUGCGAGUGCCAACUUCCCGAGCUCUGGGUUGGUGGAAGGACUGGAUGCGCGCAAGUGGACGUCAAAGGUGGAGGUGCAGCAUUUCGGGAGGAAGAAGGGCAAGGGAUUGGUGGCGACUGAAGACAUCGCCGAGGGCGAUGCCGUGUGGAAAGAAGAGCCGUUUGUGCUCGCACCAGAGUGGGAAAUCUAUGACCUCCAGGUCGCAGGCCUCGCCUGUGGCUUCUGCAGCACACCCCUCAACCCGAGCUCUUCACUCGUCCUCCCCUGCUCCUCCACCUCUUCAGACUCCCUUUCCUCUCCAUCUUGUCCAGCGCGCUUCUGCAACCGCCUCUGUCUCUCUCGAUCCGCGCGCACCCACCCGCUGCUCUGCUCCGCGAAUAAUCCAGCGUCAGUCGGGCUGACCAAGUUUGCGCGGCAGAGCGAAUGGAUGGCAUUGCAUGCGCUUGCACAGUGCACGGCGCGCGUGUUGCUCGCGUAUCAGCAGGACGAGGCCCAGGCGGAGGCUGACUGGCGCUUCGUGAAAGCAAUGGCACAGCUGGGGAUGGAACAGCGCGCGAAAGGCGGGUGGCUGAACGGCGCCGAACCUGACCGAGCAACAUGGAAGAAGGCGUUCGAACUGUACAUGCAGGCGUUCCGCGAACCCGCGACGGAGCGCGAAAAGAAGCGGCUCGCGCGGAUACUCAAGAAGCCCGUCAAACCUGAGAUCGCCGACGCGCUCUUCACGUACGACGCCUUCCUACUUGGCCUCGGGCGCAUGAGCCUCAACUUGGAGGCCCACGGCGGUCUCUACAUCCUUCACUCGCACCUGAACCACUCCUGCGAGCCGAACCUCUCCGUGCGACACCUCGACCAACGCACCGCGCUCGCGCGCAUCACCGUCCUCGCACGGCGCGCGAUCCCCGCGGGCGAGGAGCUCACCAUCACGUACGUCGAUCCGAGCCUGCCAGUUGAGCAGCGUCGGCAGCGGCUGCUGGAGUGGGGCUUUGGGAAGUGCGAGUGCGCGCGGUGUGUCGGGGAGGCGAAGGCGCUCGAAGAGAGGAGGGCGGCGGGCGGUGCGGAAGAGGCGGGUAGCGAGGGAAAUGGGGAGAUGACGGAUUUGGAGGCGGAGCUGAAGGCGGGCUUGGGUGUGGUGUAGCGAUGGUAGGCUAUGUGGUGUCAGAGGUGACAGACUGCUCAGAAGAAUGAGAAGGUACAUCGGAUGUGUCGUUAGUGGGCUAUCUUGCAAAUGUAGCGAUACCGUACUGUCGAAUACGUGUACUGAAUAUACGUUUGGUCUGCUGUCAGCAUGGU
Rhodofomes roseus is the source of this 1523-nucleotide messenger RNA. Its product is annotated as SET domain-containing protein. The transcript has 4 exons. Lineage: Eukaryota; Fungi; Basidiomycota; Agaricomycetes; Polyporales; Fomitopsidaceae. Gene Ontology annotation, molecular function: protein binding. The record is from RefSeq and is a predicted model, not a curated record. The coding region runs from base 1 to 1368 and encodes 455 amino acids.